Messenger RNA from Mya arenaria, 6108 nucleotides. Its product is annotated as liprin-beta-1-like. Gene Ontology annotation, biological process: neuromuscular junction development. Lineage: Eukaryota; Metazoa; Mollusca; Bivalvia; Myida; Myidae. Bases 179 to 2962 code for a protein of 927 amino acids. The record is from RefSeq and is a predicted model, not a curated record. Gene Ontology annotation, molecular function: protein binding. The transcript has 26 exons. Gene Ontology annotation, cellular component: presynaptic active zone.
CUCUUCAUGUUUUCUCAAAGAUUUCUUUAAUAAGGUGUAACGUGUUACCAGGGUGACCUAUCUAGAAAUAUGUUUUGGUAAAUUGUGGAUGAGGAAUGAUAUUACAUAUAGGUUUCCACAAAUUGUUUUGAUGAUGUCCCCUGCUGUCUGACUGACCUAACCUACCCCAGAAGCAGGCAUGUCAACCUUCAGUGGAGGAGAUGACAACAAGGGGAACAACUCUUGUGGGCUAAUGGAAGUGAACGGACAGGAAGCCAGCGACAUUCUGGCAGCAGCACUUCAGCAGAUGGACGGCAUCAUUGCUGGGACAACAUUUGACAACAGCAGCAAUGGUUUCGGAUCCUUGACCACAACACCUGAGAACACGCUGCGGCCCCGCUCCAGUGUAACAGACGCUCGCAUAGUCAAGCUCUUAGAUGAUCUUAAACUUGCGCUGGAGGUGUGCGAGGAUCGAUCAAGGAUCGUCCGCAGGUUGCCACAGGAAGUGCUGGAUUCGGUCAUUUCCUGGCUGCAGGCUGGCAUGGAUGAUGCUUUUAAGGUGAAUGGGUACAUGCACGAGAGCGUGGAGGACCGGGCGCGUCGCCUCGAGCAUGACAAGAAUAGUCUCACACUACAGGUCAGUGUGUUAACAGACCAGGUAGAGGCUCAGUCGGAGCGUAUCCGAGAGAUGGAGUACCAGCUAGAGGAACGAAGGCAGAAGGCUCACCAUGCAGAGGAGAAAUACCAACAUGAGCUGUUGACUCGGUCGUCCCUGGAGACGCACAAGCUCGACCUGAUGGCGGAGAUCUCGAGCCUCAAGAUCAGACUCGCCACCGCGGAGAACGAGAGGCGUGAGUUGGAGGAGCGGCUCAGGCAAUCACAGCGACACAUCACAGAUUUGGAGGCUCGUCUGGCAUUAAAAGAUGCGGAAACAGCUGACUUGCGGCAGAAAUUGGCACGAAAUGGCACAGUGGUGCCUGACGUUAAUGAAAUGUAUUGGUAUGAACAUGAAAUGGCUGAGAUGGAUAAAGGGAGAAGUUUAGAUAAGCUUAGGAAAAAACAAUACGAGGUUGAACGGCUGAAGACAGCUGUUGAUGCUUUGAUGUCGUCUAAUGGAGAAAAGGAUAAAAGAAUAGAUGAGCUCCGAAGAUUGCUACGGAGAUACAAGAAGAUUGAGGAGCUAGUGGCUCAGGCUCAGGGACGGAAAAUGUUGGACGAGAUUCUGGGUAUGGAGGAUGACACGAGCUCCAACUCCUCCACAACCCCUUCUGUUACCCACGACUCCACGAAACCCACUGACACCACGCCACACAUGGCUGAUGAACUGCGGGGAGACAAGAAUUACAGUAUUUCUCCAAGUGCUACAAGCACACCAGUGAACUCAUUCUCAGGUAACCACGGCAACUUAUCGUCCCCUCCCUCCACCAUCGCCUCAGUGAAGCCGACACGUCGAAUACAACGAUCCAACAGUGCCGAGGACAUUGCCCCAAAGCCCAACAACAAGACUCCCCCAGCUAAACGGCACACAGAUGUUGUGAAGCGGAAUGGCAGUUAUGGUACGUUACCAAAGGAAAUGGUAGUGAGAAAUAGGGAGGAGGAUCGGGACCAUCGCAGGUCACGGGGGUUCCCCUCCUUCGGGAGAGCCCUCCUGCGUAUUAAGUCCACCAAGCGCAGUUGCUCAGCCCCAAACUUAGCCCAAGCCGAGGUGAUGACGGACGAGGAGGACGGGUCACAUCACAGUGGUAACCAUCCUGCCCAGACACAUGAGGUGAAGAAGAAAAAGGGAUUCUUUAGGUUCUUUGGCAGGUUGAAGCGCAGUGGGUCACAAGACUUCCACGAGCGGGAACGUACAGAUGAGUUCAAGCGCGGAGGAAUAAGGGCAACGGCAACCGCCCGCCUUGGCUGGUCCAAGGACAUCAAGAAAGAUUUUGAUGUGAAUGUGCCAUUUUCCCGCUGGGACAAGGACCGUAUUGUGAUUUGGUUUAAUGAGAUAGGGCUGAAUAUGUACCUGGCAGAGGUGCGUCGAUGGGUCCGGAACGGGGAACACCUGACCAAGGCCUCACAGCAUGACAUGGAGAAGGAGUUGUACAUACGUAACCCACUACACAGGAAGAAGCUCCAGCUGGCUCUGCAGGAAGCAAGUUCGGGGAGUAGCAACAAGUCCGGCGACCUCGACCACACCUGGGUCAUGAGAUGGCUGGAUGACAUAGGUCUGCCCCAAUACAAGGACUCGUUCUUCGAAGGCCGUGUCGAUGGAAGGAUGCUGCAUGCUCUCACUGUGGAUGAUUUGUUAACACUGAAAGUGACGAAUGAGCUUCACCACAUCAGCAUCAAGCGUGGAAUACAGAUAUUACGGCUAAACAACUUCAACCCAGGUUGCCUCAAACGGAGGCCUUCCCCUGAAGAGGGAUCACUACACAAUAUCCCGGGUGAAGUGGUGUUAUGGACCAACCACAGAGUGAUGGAGUGGUUGCGGACAAUUGAUCUCUCGGAAUACGCUCCCAACCUUAGGGGCAGUGGUGUGCAUGGGGCUCUUAUGGUAUUGGAGAGCCGGUUCAAUGCAGAAUUGUUUGCCGUCCUGCUGUCCAUUCCUCAAAACAAGACAUUGUUACGACGUCACCUCAACACUCACUUUGUGUCACUCGUUGGCAACGAAAUUCAGAUAAAGAAACGAGAACAGGAAUCGUCUGCAGGAUAUUUGCCUUUAGUACCUAAUACCAAAGUCAAGAAGGGAAAGUUUGGUUUGUUUGGCCACAAGCGAAGUAAAUCAGAGACAGAGGCUGACAGUUUUAUCUGCCCUAUAGACCUGGCCCUGCCCCUCGACAGGCUGAAAAUCAGUGCCUUACAAUACCAGAACACAGAGCAUGACGCGAAAGCAGCAAAGGAAAUUGGGGCGUUUUCAAAGGAAAUCACAUCUCUUACAACAUUACUAGAGGAUAAUGAUAGCGAAGAGGGAAUAGUUGACGAUGAUGUACUGAUCUGAGAUAGCCAGAUUGGCAAGGAGAGUUACUUUGACAGUGUUCCCUCAUCGAACGUCUGAUAGCCGCCCCACCCCUCCAGCGCUUAACGAGGGGAUUACCCAUACAAUGUUGACCCAACCCCAAACACAGUCACUGAAUGAUGAUCAAAACAUAGCAAAUUCAUAGCAGCUAGAAUACUCUCCAGUCUCCACUUCUGUGUCUUGUUAGCUCGUCAUUUUUUGACAAAAAAAAGUCAGGGCAUUGUCUUAGCCUUUGUGUCUCUGUCAGAGUGUCGAAACUUUGACCUAGGCCAUAACAAAAAAGUUGCAAGAUAUUCCCCUGAAGCUGAGUACUUAUGGUACCAGUGAUGAUAUGCACAUUGAUUGGAAGACCCAUAACUCGACCUUGAAACUAGUCAAAUUCGUCUCAUAUUUAAUACAAAAUACAGAUGAGCAUUGGUAUCUGCUAGUGGAGCUCUUGUUUGUCAAUCUGAAUCACCUGUCUUGUGUUUGUACUAAAUGGGAUUGUUAGACCCUGACAGGAUGUCAUUUAUCACUGCUAUCUCAAUCUUUACUAUCGCCCUGUGUGGAAUAGCUUUGAAGUUGAGACUGAAUUAUAACAUUACAAAGUUUUAUUUGCAGGAGUGUAUACUCAUGAUUUGCUUUGUUUUUAGUUUUAGCGAUGUUUGUCUGAACAUUUCUGUUUGGAGCCGUAGAUUGUAAAAGUAACCAGGAAAAUGUUUAAUUUUUUUUCCAAAUCUUCCUCUCAUUAGAAGUUUUUCCCUAUUUUCUGGCUAGUGUUUUUUAUUCUGCUUGAUGAGUUGUCCAUUUGUUGAUAAUGAUCGAACAGGUAUAUUGCAGUAAAACAACUUUGUUCUUGAAUUUCAGUCAUAAUGUUGGGGUUUAAAUUGAGAACAAAACUAUUGUGUUCAAGAAGUAACAUGUAGGUCUUACAUUUCUGAUAAUUAUGAUCUGUACAGAAUUUAUUUUAUAACAUGUCCUUGUAAAGUUAUAUGAUACGAUAUUGCUACGUACAUUCACCUUUAUAUUACCUUUGUGUGUAAAUUCUCUAGAUUUUUACCGUAGAACAUUAUUUUUGUAUUUUCUCAUGAAUUGCUCUGUAAGAUAUUUGUGCCUGGUCUUGUCUAGCUGUGGUAAGUAAAACUCCAUGCGGCAGAAAUCUUUAAACAUUCAUGUUCUAGUGAAUUGAUGUGGCAAUCAGUGUCUGCCCUCAUAAUUAACAAGUUGAACUAAACAGUAUAUUGAAUCCAAUUUCUUGUGUACAUGUAUUUGUUUGUCAUGGCAUGUAGUUAUAAAACAUCUAAUUCAGUGAUUUUCUACAUAACUCCGGUAGAUUACUUGUAAAUUUUUCAUGUCAGAAUUUAUUAUCAAGUUAUUAUAGAACAGAGCAGAACAGUUAUAAACCAGAAGGUCAUAGACCCAUGUGGUCGAAUAUUGUACAAAUGACGACAUACGCAAACAAAAUAUACAAAAAAAGAAUGAGAUAUAUUCAUUGAGAAAAUGACUUUAUUUAAGAAUUAUAUCGAAUUUAAGGUGUUUUAUGAAUACUGGCACAUACAUGUUGGCAGUGGUUUACCAGUUAUGGAUAUUUAAAUCAUGGUUACUUCAAGUCAAUUACAUGUAUACAAAAACUUCAAAUUUUGUUCCCAUUUAGUUCAAACUGCCAUUUAGAAGAGUUGCUGCAAUUUUUGCCAUACAUGUAUGGAGUUUUACUUGACAUUUUUGCUUCAAAGAAAGAAACCCUGUGAUCUAUUCUUAAUCACUGUCAUAAUAUAGAUAGUAGUAUGUAUAUCCUACUAUUUCUAUCAUGUUUUCUUUUACACGCUCAUGUAUAUAGAGCCAUAUAUAUAAAUGCACAUAGUAUCUUGAUCAAGUGUACACAGCUCAGUGCUGAUUUUAUCCAUUGGUUGUGACUAUAACUGUCAUGGGAUGCCUUCUUUUCUCACAGAUAAGUUCAAGUUAUUCAACAUGUAUAUUUGCUAGAAUUUUAAUUAUCUCAAAGAAUAGAGCAUGAUAUUUUUUAUAUAAGGAAAUACAAAAAAAUAACUAUGUUAUCAUGUUAAGCACACUUAGUUUACAAUUGUUUUAUUGUUAUAGAAACUUUAUUUUAAUGUAUAUGAUUAUAAUGAGAGAAGAAAAUUGCAUUUACAAUGUUUUGAUUUGUGUAUAGAAGUUAUUUUCUGCUAUUGUUAUUUUUUGAGAAUAAAAUUUUUAUGGACAAAAAUAAUCAAUAGAGAACUUCACCAUAUACCAUGUGUAUCUGAUAUAAUUUAUUGAGUUAUAUAUGUGUAUGUGUGUACAUGUAUGUUUUCCCAGCCAUGUCUACAAACCUAUAGUUGCAGGUUUAAGGACGUCUAUCAUAUGCCAUAGAAUUUAACGAAUUCUUAAAUGUUAAAAAAUAUCAAUCAUAUUACGAUUUUUAUGUCAAAUGAUUGGUAAUUAAUAGAUAUAAUAAAACAUUGUAUUUGUAACAGAAACACUUUUUUUACCAUUAUUGUUCUUCUGAUUACAAUUUGACAGUAAGACACUUGGACUUAUUGCAUUGGUGAAUUUGGCCCAAGAGGACUUGUGGUUGAACAUGCAUGUACAUUACAACAGGAAGUUAUUCCCACAUUAAAGACUGAAAAAUUAACAGAACAUGUAUAUUGACACUGAUGUCAGACUAAAAAGUAUGUCUGAAUCAUGUUAAUUUUGCCCAUAAAAAAUGAAUCUCGUACAUAUGUGCCUGAUAACUGAUAUGUCUUCCCCCUUUCUCAUUGGCAUUUAAUGUCAAUAUUUGUGUAGUGAUCAUGCAUGCUUGAUUCAUCUUCCGAGUUUCAUCAUCAGUUAAGGUUUAUGCAAUUGGAAUAACAUGUUGAUUUUUCUAGUCUAUGCAACAUAUUUGGCGAAAUAAAUUUGUACUAAAUUAAAUUCCAUAGAAGGAAAUCAAACAUUAAAUUGGUUACUUUAAUUUUGAUACAUGUAUUGGGAUGUAUGGUAGGCUCGUGAAUUUGUAAAUAUGAAAUUGUACACUAGUUGUAGAUAUUCUUUUAAUCAUUAAAAUAUGAGUUUGCCAAAAAUGAACUUAGAAAACUUGUGAUGUCUGUUUGAUGUCAUUCUUAGAUUACUUGUACAAUGAGAUAAAAACAGUAAUAAAUCAUUUUAAACUA